AACUUGUCAAUCCUAAAGAAUCUGUCACAAUCUAUUUGCGUUAAUUCUCGUAGAGAGUGUCUUAGUGUUUCGACUGAACUUUUCACAUUGCCUCAAGGCGAUCGUGAUAUUCUUGCGCCGCUGAGAGCCAUUCGAGUGGCUCAGGCGGGUUGUCUUGGCGGGAAAUCCACCGCCAAGCCUCCCACAUUUGCUGCGAGCGCAUUUCAUCAGGCCCGACCUCGACUCUUCUACCAUCUCAUCAAUCCUUCAAGACAAUCAUCGCAAAAAUGGCGCCCGCAGCAACCUCCGGCGGCAAGAAGCAAAAGAAGAAGUGGUCAAAGGGAAAGGUCAAGGAUAAGGCCCAACAUGCCGUUGUCCUCGACAAGGCCACCUCCGACAAACUCAACAAGGAUGUCCAAUCGUACCGUCUCGUCACCGUCGCCGUCCUCGUCGACAGACUGAAGAUCAAUGGUUCGCUAGCACGACGGGCGCUCGCCGAUCUCGAGGACCGAGGAGUUAUUCGCAAGGUUGUGCAACAUUCAUCGGGCAGCAUCUACACGAGAGCCGCCGCUGGUGGAGAUUAGAUGACGAGAACA
Exophiala viscosa is the source of this 575-nucleotide messenger RNA. RefSeq names its product ribosomal protein S25. Gene Ontology annotation, cellular component: cytosolic small ribosomal subunit. Gene Ontology annotation, molecular function: structural constituent of ribosome. Bases 267 to 563 code for a protein of 98 amino acids. The transcript has 3 exons. The record is from RefSeq and is a predicted model, not a curated record. NCBI's taxonomy places the organism in Eukaryota, Fungi, Ascomycota, Eurotiomycetes, Chaetothyriales, Herpotrichiellaceae.